Messenger RNA from Aspergillus mulundensis, 990 nucleotides. RefSeq lists its product as uncharacterized. NCBI's taxonomy places the organism in Eukaryota, Fungi, Ascomycota, Eurotiomycetes, Eurotiales, Aspergillaceae. The record is from RefSeq and is a predicted model, not a curated record. The transcript is spliced from 2 exons. Gene Ontology annotation, biological process: catechol-containing compound metabolic process. Gene Ontology annotation, molecular function: catechol 1,2-dioxygenase activity; ferric iron binding. Bases 1 to 990 code for a protein of 329 amino acids.
AUGGAUCCGUCUCAGGUCAAAAUCCCCCCUAUGAAAAACCUCACGGUGGAGAACAUCACCGAGAAUGUCAUCCGCAUCAACUCCCUCUGCGAGGACCAGAGAAUGAAAUAUGUUCUCGAGCGACUUGUUACGCAUCUUCAUGACUUUGCGCGCGAGACCCGACUCUCCUCUGCCGAGUGGAUGACCGGUUUGAAGUUUUUGACGGAGGUCGGCCAGAUCUGUACGGAUGUGCGACAGGAAUACAUCCUCCUCUCCGACGUCCUCGGCCUCUCCAUCCUCGUCGACUCAAUUGACCACCCCAAGCCCCCAGGCAGCACAGAAGGCACAGUCCUGGGCCCCUUCCACACACACGAAGCCGAAGAACUCUCGCAGGGCGGGUCAAUGUCCAAGGACCCCGAAGGGGAGCCCCUCCUCGUCGUCUGCAACAUCAAAGACACAAACGGCAAGCCUAUUGAAGGCGUGAAGAUCGACAUCUGGGAGACGGACUCAACAGGCCACUACGACGUGCAGCACGCAGACCGAUCUGGCCCGGACGGCCGGUGCGUCAUGCACUCCGACAAGGAGGGAAUCUUCUACUUCCACGCGAUCACACCCGUGCCGUACCCGAUCCCCCACGAUGGCCCUGUAGGCAAACUCCUGAAGAAACUACACCGUCAUCCCUACCGCCCCAGCCAUAUGCACUUCAUGUUUGAGAAGGCGGGAUACGACCACCUGAUCACGGCGCUGUACCUGCGCAAUGACCCGUUUGAGACGAGCGAUGCGGUCUUCGGCGUGAAGGAUUCUCUGGUCGUGGAUAUCGGCACGGCGGGCAAGGAGUAUGCGGAGAAGUAUGGCGUUAAGGAGGACCAUAAGCUGCUGACGUACAACUUUGUGCUUGUUUCUGAGCAGGAGACAGCUGAUCUGCGCGCGAAGAACUCGAAGGAGGCGCUUGAUAAGCUGGGGCGGAAGGUGAAGAUUGUCAAUGGGUUGCCGAUUCCGGAUCUUGAUUAG